Messenger RNA from Kwoniella botswanensis, 1305 nucleotides. RefSeq lists its product as uncharacterized. The record is from RefSeq and is a predicted model, not a curated record. Bases 1 to 1305 code for a protein of 434 amino acids. The transcript is spliced from 2 exons. NCBI's taxonomy places the organism in Eukaryota, Fungi, Basidiomycota, Tremellomycetes, Tremellales, Cryptococcaceae.
AUGGAAAUUCCAACCACCACUAUUACCGAAAAUUCAUUGGCUGUAUCAGCGUAUCAUGCGGCUCUAUCUCAAUAUGUAAAUUCAUUGCUCCAAUCUCAGUCGCACUCCGGUACAUCACCAUCUUCUCACCCACCGUCUUGGUCUCCCAAUAAUAUACGGAGAAGAUCAACUAUCAAAGCAUCCAACCAAUCGAGCAACAUCCACGGCAACAACAGUGAUGGGAUCAAUGAAUUGUUAUUGAAUUCGAACUUGAGAAUGGAAACGUUGGUAGAUGGAAAGAUCAAACCUGAUUUACUAGAACACGAAAAUCUAGAGAAGAUCGAUCAGGAUCAGGAUACCACGAAUCUUUCGAGACGUGUAGAUGGACCGAAGUCGUCCGUUGCAACACAUAGAUCUGUAAUCACCAACAUCACCAAUGAAGGAUCACAGAUAGAAGUGGAAAGUAGUAAUAUCUCAGUCUCGGAGGGGAUUGAUAUAGACAGAGGCAGGAUUAGAUCAAGGUCAAAGACGGUAAGACCCAAGAGACUCGGUGAUGACGAGAGAUCCGAAAGUUAUGAUCAUAAGAGAAGAUUGAAAUUCGCAAAGAAUCGUGCUCGGUUGGACAGUAAGGUCAAUUGUUGGUUACAAGGUGUAAGGGAUGCAUCGCCUGUGGGUGUAGAGAUGUCACCUGAUAUCCCACCUGAAAUUCUUGAUCCUAUCCCAUCGCCCUCGAUCCCUCACGCCGUCAUCCACCGAUCAACUAUCCCUCCUCCCAUCAACGCAUCUGCUUCGAAAAUUAUUACACCCAUCACGGCGAAAUUCCCUCCACUGAUCCUGUACGACAAUUUCCCUACCAAAGCUGAACAACAUAGUCCACGAUUUGUUUCUGAUGCUCUAUCACCCCGUUCUGACUUCGCAUUCAACAUCGACCAUAUCCCAGUCCCUAUCCCUAUGGGUAAAACGACCAAUCCUGGAACUGGGAUUGGAUAUACUAAAUCAGGAUUAAACUUCUCAUCCAACUCUUCCAAAGCUACUUUGAAAUCGCAUUAUCAUUGCAACAGCAGUACUGGUAUUGGUACAUCGGACAAGGACAAGGCCAGUGAUAGUAGUAACAAUCAGCAAAGAGAUAACAAAGAUGAAUGGUUAUUGGACGUAUUGGGUCAAUCGGAUAAAUGGGAUAUACCAUGUAAUAUCCUUCCCACCUCUCAGGAUGAUACAAGGACAGGGAAUGAAAAAAGAAGAAGUAGAAGUCCUAUGAAGGUUGUGAUCUCUGGGGAGAUGCCGACUCCGAAACCUGUUGUAACUGGAACUUCUUAUUGGGGAUGA